Messenger RNA from Pezoporus flaviventris, 3701 nucleotides. It is a transcript of the gene ADRA1D, whose product is annotated as adrenoceptor alpha 1D. Lineage: Eukaryota; Metazoa; Chordata; Aves; Psittaciformes; Psittacidae. Gene Ontology annotation, biological process: adenylate cyclase-activating adrenergic receptor signaling pathway; cell-cell signaling; positive regulation of cytosolic calcium ion concentration. The record is from RefSeq and is a predicted model, not a curated record. Gene Ontology annotation, molecular function: alpha1-adrenergic receptor activity. Bases 439 to 1974 code for a protein of 511 amino acids. Gene Ontology annotation, cellular component: membrane. The transcript has 2 exons.
UUCUUCCUCCUCCUCCUCCGGCACCUGACGCGGGGCUCCCGUCCUUCCCCCCCCCCCCCCCAAACCGGCCCGUCCCCUCGCCGCUCCCGGAGCUCUCCCCAUUGAACGCGCAGAGCAGCGGAGCCGCAGGGCGCAGCCCCCCGGAGCAUGCGAGGGCAGCGGGGGGGCACGGAGCUCGCUGCCCCCCCGGGCGGGCCGGCGGCGGGGCUGAGCUGCGGCCGGAGCCGGCGGAGGGGAGCUGGAGCUGGGCAGGGGUGGGAGGCUCGGAGCAGCGCAUCCCGCUUCCCUCCAUCCCUCCAUCCCGGCUGCGGGGACCAAGCCUUGCCCCGCCGAGGGUGCUGAGCGAGUCUCGGAGGGGGCUGCGGGGAUCAUGCCGGGGGGGCUGCGCCUCGGCAUCGCUUUCUCCUCGCUCUCCAUGGAGCCCGGACGUUUUCUACAAUGACUUUCCCCGAGCUGAGCAAUGGCAGCUUGAGUGGGAACAGGACGGGACAGGGCAGCCAGAGCGGUGCCAACCGGUCCUGGGGGCUGCAAGCGGAGGAGACCCCCGAGGGCAACGGCACCACGUUGACUUUCGCCUUGGACGUGCAGGCGGUGGGCGUCGGGGUCUUCUUGGCUGUCUUCAUCCUCUCGGCCAUCGUGGGGAACAUCCUCGUCAUCCUCUCGGUGGCUUGUAACCGGCACCUGCAGACGGUCACCAACUACUUCAUCGUCAACCUGGCCAUCGCCGACCUGCUGCUCAGCACCACCGUGCUGCCCUUCUCGGCCACUUUGGAGGUGUUGGGUUUCUGGGUGUUUGGACGCAUCUUCUGCAACAUCUGGGCAGCGGUGGAUGUGCUGUGCUGCUCCGCCUCUAUCAUGAGCCUGUGCAUCAUCUCCGUGGACAGGUACAUCGGUGUCAAGUACUCCCUCAAGUACCCCACAAUCAUGACCGAGAAGAAGGCGGGGGUCAUCCUCGUGGUGGUCUGGCUCUCCUCCAUGGUCAUCUCCAUCGGGCCACUGCUGGGAUGGAAGGAGCCACCACCGCCGGAUGAGAGCAUCUGUAGCAUCACGGAGGAGCCGGGCUAUGCCCUGUUCUCAUCCCUCUUCUCCUUCUACUUGCCCCUCAUGGUCAUCCUGGUGAUGUACUUCAGGAUCUACGUGGUGGCCAGGCGGACCACCCGGAGCUUGGAAGCAGGGGUCAAGAAGGAGAGGAAUAAAUCCAUGGAGGUGGUACUGCGCAUCCACUGCCGCAGCGUGCUGGAGGAGCCUCUCUCAAGCACCCGGAGCAAGGGGCACAACUUGAGGAGCUCCCUCUCUGUCCGGCUCCUCAAGUUCUCCCGUGAGAAGAAAGCAGCCAAGACUCUCGCCAUCGUCGUGGGUGUUUUCAUCCUCUGCUGGUUCCCCUUCUUCUUCAUCCUGCCUUUUGGUUCUUUCUUCCCAUCCCUGAAGCCCUCCGAAGUUGUCUUCAAGGUCAUCUUCUGGUUGGGAUACUUCAACAGCUGCGUGAACCCCAUCAUCUACCCGUGCUCCAGCAAAGAGUUCAAGCGAGCUUUCAUCAGGCUGCUCAAGUGCCAAUGCCACCGCAGAAGAAGACCCAUAUGGCGCGUCUAUGACCACCAAUGGAGAGGAGCCUCCAUGAACAGCUCAGUGCAAGACUCUGAGACAGACCUGAGGCCCAGGAUUAACACCCUGAACAGCUCGUUCCUAUUUAACUCCUCCUUGCAGGAGAGACCCAGUAAGAGGCGAACGCUCAGCUUCAAGGGCUGGAAAAUGCUCACUCCUUUCCAGAAACCAGCGUCCACCCAACUGAAGGAGAAGAUGAACAGCCUUUCCAACAAAAUCCGGGGUGGCUCCAGCAAAGGGGGGGUGACAGCCACCUACAAAACAGAGGUGGAGUCUGUCUCCAUUGGGAUCCCUCAUGACUUCACGGAAACCAUUGACUAUCAAACCUAUGACUUAACAGACUGCUGCGGGCUGAGAGAAACAGAUAUUUGAAGCCACUGGGCCAGCUUUUGAUGGUUUCUUUAGAGGUAUCUAGCAGGAAGGUGAAGGGAUACCAUCUGUGGGUCUGCCAGGUGGACUGCAAGCAGCAAUCAGGUAUAAAAUGCAGUUGCCCAAAGGUUAUCAAAGCAUCCCCCACGCAGAGGUCAGCUCCUUCUGUGGGAUCAUGGGCUCCUCAAGUAAGAGCCAGUGGCACAUCCCAUCUUAAUGAGCUGCAGAGGGAGAGGAAGAUAUGGGGUGGAUAUGGCCUUAGGACGAGAGCUGUUUCCUCCAGUGGAUGGUUAUCUUUGACUCUGGAAGAAGCUGCGUUAUGAAGGGAAACCAGGAUGUCUCCUUUGCCUUAAAAACACCACCAUCAAAUCUAAUGGAAAGAUCGAACCCCAAAAGACGCCAACCCUGCCUUAGUACAUAGGGUCAUGUUCCUACCCAGAGGCAGCACCCAGAAAGGACACUGCUGAGCAGUAGCUGUCAGCUCAUCCUUUAGAUAAUGGGUUGGGAGCUUGCAGGUCUACGGGGUUGGAUAGGACCUCCAGGAGAGGCCUUUGUUUUGGGGGACAAGAAGACUGUGGUAUUCCCAAGCAGGAUGGGGUAUCCUGACUCUCUGCCCAUCGUUGUUUGCAGUGACCACAGCUUUGCCCCUUACACGUAACCUGGUUUUAGGCCAGAGGAGCAGUCCAGAUGUGUACACUGAUGCCAAUGGGUGUGCAGGUCUCUCUUCUGUAAUUUCAACCUGUGAUGCAUUUCUCAUUUCACUUGCAACUGAAACACUUGCAACCCAUCUUGCUCUAGUGCACAUCUGUCUGUGAUACAGAGAGAAAGCAGCUCCUUUUGGUAUUGGUCAUCCCCAACCUUUUCUUUCCCCUUCUUGCUCUUGUUGUUGUCCCUCUCAGACAACACAGAAUAAAGGUGUAUCCCAGGGGCUUCUCUCAGGUCUGUAGUCAACCUGCUCUGUGGCUCAGGAAUGGUGGGAUGGCUCACUCUGAGCCCUCUACUGCCCAUCUAAAAUGGAGCUGAGGUGCACUUGGAGCUCCUUCAUGUAGAUGGGUCUUCUCCCCCAUCAGGGUCAUGCUCAUGACCCUUCUCCAAAGUGACUUCCCACAUAGCUGAUCCAUCAAAGCCUUUGGUGGCUUUCAACAAUGGCCCUUGGUUAUGGCCGUUAGCAUGGUCAAAAGCAAUGUCAAUAAGGUGGGGUUUUGCCCUGCUCACAGCCCUAGAGUGUGAGUUGUCCUCAGGAGGACACCAUGGUCUCCUGGGGGACCUCAGGGAGGUUGGAGCCAUGACAGCCCCACCUCAGCCAGGCUCACACAAGUAGUGCUUUGCAAUUCAGAAGAUCAUCCAAAAUCGACUUGACCCUGUAUUGCAGGCACUGGUUUUGUCACGUUCCAUACAUCAAUGAGCCACAAAAAGUGAUCAUCAGAUUAAGCUGUGAGCAGAGGCAGGAGGCAUAUAGGUGAUGGAGGCAAAGUCUGGAUGUGAUGUGCAAUGUCUCAAGACAAGUGACUAAAGAACAGGAAUAUGAAGUUGAGGAGUGGAAACAUGCAACUGAAUGUGUCCUGGAUGGAAACUCAUCCACAUUAGCACUUUUCCCAAACCACAUUAGGAGUCUUUCAUGAACGUGCCUACAGCACAUCUAGCUAAGAGUGGCUAUCAAAGGAGGAUGAAAGGCUCCUAGGCACAGCACAGAGAAUGUCACCUUUCUUUUUUCUGCUUUAAAAGAAAUC